This is a messenger RNA of Leptopilina boulardi, 1493 nucleotides long. RefSeq names its product mitochondrial folate transporter/carrier. The transcript has 6 exons. Gene Ontology annotation, molecular function: folic acid transmembrane transporter activity; FAD transmembrane transporter activity. Bases 363 to 1334 code for a protein of 323 amino acids. Lineage: Eukaryota; Metazoa; Arthropoda; Insecta; Hymenoptera; Figitidae. The record is from RefSeq and is a predicted model, not a curated record. Gene Ontology annotation, biological process: folate import into mitochondrion; nucleotide transport. Gene Ontology annotation, cellular component: mitochondrion.
ACUGCGCAUUCUCUGUAAAGUGAAGCAAGCUGCUGCUGCUCGUUCUUUAAUUUUUCUAUCCUUGUUCUUUGUCUUGUUCGGCCGUAUAAAUUCAUCCAAUUAUUGUAAAAAAAAAAACAAGUCUCAUUUCGGCAUGAUGCAAAUGAACGCGAUAUUUCAUCUAAAAAUUGCAUAAUUUGUGAUCCUAAAAGAAAUAAAAAUAAAUAAUUUUGCAAAAAGCCACUCUCGCGAUAUCAAAAAGUGCAACAGUGCCUGACGUGGAUCAAAAGGCAUGCCGAGGAGCAAAUCUGAAUUCUGCUAGUAUUUUGGGGAAAGAUGCACACAAAACAGAUUUCACCAAUUCGGUAACAAAUAAAGAAAUAAUGAAUAAAAGUAAAAUGUUUAAUUAUGAGCAUUUUGUCGCCGGUUUAUCUGGUGGCACAAUUUCAACUAUGCUCCUACAUCCAUUGGAUCUAUUGAAAAUUAGAUUUGCAGUCAAUGAUGGGAUGAUACGAACUAUUCCCAAAUACGGUGGUCUUGUAAGUGGCAUACAGGACAUCGUUAAAACAGAGGGAAUUCGUGGUCUUUAUAGAGGUGUUUCGCCCAAUAUGUUGGGAUCGGGAGCAUCUUGGGGACUCUAUUUAUUUUUCUACAGAACCAUAAAAAAUCGAUUGCAAGAUGGUGAUCCAAAUAAAAUUAUUGGCGUGAAAAUGAGUUUAUUUGCGACUGCUCAAGCUGGUAUAUUUACAAAUCUUAUAACAAAUCCAUUGUGGGUCAUUAAAACGCGAAUGUGCUUACAAUAUUCUGGUGAUAAUGCUCUACCCGAGUCACGUAGAUAUUCAGGAAUAAUAGAUGCAGUUCGAAAAAUUUUCAAAACUGAGGGAUUUAAGGGCUUUUAUAAAGGUUUAGUUCCUGGAAUGUUUGGUGUAACACAUGGAUGCAUUCAAUUUGUUAUUUAUGAAGAAUCAAAACUUAGGUACAAUAUUUAUAAAGGAAUGCCACUAGACACAAAAUUAGGCUACGUGAGCAAUGUGAUAUUUGCGGCAUUGUCAAAAUUUGUAGCAGCUAUUUGCACUUAUCCCUAUCAAGUUGUCAGGACUCGAUUACAGGAUCAACAUCACGACUAUAGAGGAACAGUGGAUUGCAUUAACAGGACAUGGAGGUUUGAAGGUUGGCGCGGCUUUUACAAGGGUUUGAGUAUGAAUCUAAUAAGAGUAAUCCCAGCAACUGUCGUCACUCUUGUUGUCUAUGAAAAUGUGUCGCAUCUCCUAUUAGGCUUGAGGAAACCUAAUGUUAUCGAAGGGACAUCAACAAAUACACUUAAAAAUAAUAAAGAGAAAUUAGUGGAAUCAUAAAAUCUCUCUUCUCAGGAUAACAAUGGCUUAUGAUUUUUAAAUAUAGUAGAAGAAAGAGAAUGAAUUUUAAAAAGUCGCAAAUUAUUUUAUUUUGUGAAUAGAAAAAAAAAGAAAAGAUAUUCUUAAUUAUAUUAGUUUAAUAAAAAAAAUAAGUCUUAA